Molecule: messenger RNA, 951 nt
Organism: Trichobilharzia szidati
Lineage: Eukaryota; Metazoa; Platyhelminthes; Trematoda; Strigeidida; Schistosomatidae
Source: the annotation of a GenBank genome assembly
AUGGAUCCACAAGGCUUACCACCUGGAUGGUCAGUUGGUUAUGACAGUGUCACUGGUUUCCCAUAUUUUAUUGAUCACAUCAAUAAGAUUACUACAUGGGAAGAUCCACGAAAGUCUAAAAAUCAGUUAAAUAGCUCACCAAAUUUACGAUCUGUUCCAAAUUAUUCAUCUGAAAAUCUAAAUCUGCGUAAUAAAAUAACAAAUAACUUGAAUAACAAUGGUCAAGUGGUAAAUCAUUCGUCGACUAAUUGUAGUGAAGAGGAUAUUCCUCGUAAAAAACAAUCGUACUAUGAAAAUGCUAGUGAACCGAUACCUAUUAAGGUACAUCCUGUCACUUCAUCCUCGUUUGGUGGAAAUGACAACCAUCACGAUCGUCAUCAUAAGCAACAAGAUCAAAGGUAUGAGCAACAGGCACAACCGUUCAAUUCUUCUUCUGAUAAACCUAAUCAUCACAAUGAUGAAGUUCCAUCAUCAAUACCUGUUAAAAUAGCAGAUGAUAAUACUGAGAAUUCAGAUAACAGUGAAACAACCAAUCAUCAGUCAACACCGUUAGAUCCAAUGUCUCUAAUAGAACAAGCACAAAGUGAACUGGAAGAAGUAAAAGCUGAAAUAAACGAAUUUUUUCCUUCAUUUAAGGAUAAAAAAUAUCUGUUUCUCGAGGACAAACUUGAAAAACUUACAUUACGUUUGGAUAAUAUUGAUUCUGCUGGUGAUUCAGCGAUACGCAAUAAGCGCCGUGAAGUGAUAUUGGCUAUUCAAAAUGUUCUUAAAAAUUUAGAGGAUAAACUAGCCAAUAGUAGAUCGUUAGUAAAACUCCAGUCUAAUGACGAUAAUCAAGAAGGCGAUGCGCAACUUACAGACAAACAUGUUAAAAACAAUAAGAAUACGGUGGGUAAAGAUGACGUUCCGUCGUUGGCUGACUCUGAAGUAGAUUCACGAAAAGAAGAUUAG